Molecule: messenger RNA, 942 nt
Organism: Spinacia oleracea (spinach)
Lineage: Eukaryota; Viridiplantae; Streptophyta; Magnoliopsida; Caryophyllales; Amaranthaceae
Exons: 2
Coding region: 179-595 (138 amino acids)
Source: RefSeq, a predicted model, not a curated record
UCUAAAGCGUCCUCUAAACUUCCGACUGUUCUCUAUUCCCUUUUUUGUAGUAGUGGGAUGGGAUCAUGAAAAUGCGACAAUAAGUGUUAGUGAGGAUUGGUGGAGAAAUAAAAUUGAGGAAAACAUCCGGUUUAAGGCAUUUCAAGAUGAAGGGAUUGAACCUGAAUUUGAGUUAAAGAUGGAACAAUUAUUUGGAGUUUCAGUUGCUCAAGGGGUGCAUAGGUUUACUCCAGUUCAAAUUGAGAAAGAGGUUCUUUACAUCCCUUCCCCUCCUCUAAGUGUAAAUGUUGGGGAUGCAUCAUUUCCCUAUGAUGAUGAGAUGAGUGAGAAUAAUGCUCAUAAAAAUUUCCAAUCUAGUAGUGCAUGGAAGGAAGUUUGGAAUGAUAAUGCCUACAUUCCCUCUCCUACUCCUCCUUCUCCACAAUCUAAUGAAUGUGAUGUAACUAGGAGAGGAAGCAAAAGAGUGUCUGAAAACAAUAAUGCUUCUGAAAGUUCUAAAAGUUGUAAGACCGAAUCAUCCGAAAAAGAGAGGAGCUGGGAUGUUGAUGGAGAAACUAGAUGCCAUGGUGAAGGUAGUUACAGAGAGAAACUUUGAGGACAUGGAGUUAAUGAACCUUGAAUCACAUACUUUAGCUAAUUCUUCUACUUCACUUGUUGAAUCUCUUGCAAAGUUGGUUUCCUUGCCUGGUUUAGUAGCUGGUAGUCCUGAAUUUUGCUUUGCUUGCACCUUAAUUGAGGAUCCCCAAAAAAGGAUAAUUCUUGAUGCUAUGCCUGAUGACUACUCAAGAAUUCAAUGAUUAAACUACUUGUAUGGGAAGAGUGAGAAGAAUGAGUGAACCUCAUAUCAUUAUGAAGUAUGUACUUUGAGUCAUGUAGGUUUUGCCUAAGCUACUUUGGUUAUCGGAAUGUAAGUUAAGUAGAAGACAUAUUCUACGUAGUAUU